UAAUGUGUGAACUUAGUAAGUAAAAUAAUAAUGGUAAUAAAACAUUAUAUGAUGCUGAAACAGUUCAUCCCCAUUGUAACUGUAAGUACAUCCUGUAACCUGAAUCAACAUAAGCAAUCAUUUAAAAAGCGCAUAAGAAAAGUUAAAAAAAAGGUGUUACUUUCUUUUUUUUAAUAGACAAGAAAUAGUGGUCCACUGAUGGUAAGGUUGGAAUGUAUGUGUGUGUGUCUUGAGGAGGCCAACCCUUACACACACACACACACACACACACUCGAGCAUCUCCCAGAUGAAGGCUCCAGCCUCAGCUGUGUGUCGUUGCUCACGGUGAGUGAUCAUCAGUUGGUUGGUCUCCGUUCAGUCUCUCUGUUUCUCUGUUAAUCGUCUCGGAAUAGAUCGCAUUGAUUAUUGUUCCCUCCCUGCACCAUUUUCGUAGCCUUCACCGUCUGCAGUCAGUUCUUCUUCUUCUAUUCUCAUCACUCACCGCAGCUGAACGGAGCUUCGCUUAUCAUUUUACAUGACUCCAUCCGCGUCUGGUGAUUUUUAUUCAGGAGGAGGAAGAGGAGGAGGAGGAAGAAGAGGAGGACAGCGUUUUUUUUCUGCGGAGAAAUCUGCGGAACGUGGAGCUUGAAAUGAACGGUCGCCACUGAAUGACAGGAUACAUGGAGGCACCACAAGCCUGCGCCUGUGACAAACUUGUAGGGAAACCCCCGGGAGGUCCCAGGAGAAGAUGGCAUUUUGGAGGAGAAAUACUUUUGUUGAGAAGGAACGCCAUGUAAAGGCCAAUGCGCGGGACUACAAUGACAAGUUUUCUUACGCUGACAAUCGCAUCAAAACCUCAAAAUACAACAUCUUCACUUUCCUGCCCAUCAACUUGUUUGAGCAGUUCCAGAGGGUGGCCAAUGCUUACUUCUCAGUGCUGUUUAUACUGCAGGUAAUUCCAGAAAUAUCCUCUCUGUCCUGGUUCACAACCAUCGUGCCUUUGGUGUUGGUGCUGGCAAUCACAGCCAUCAAGGAUGCCACAGAUGACUAUUUCAGACAUAAGAGUGACCAGCAAGUCAACAACCGCCAGUCUCAGGUCCUCAUCAGGGGAAGUUUGCAGAAUGAGAAAUGGAUGAACGUUCGAGUCGGGGAUAUCAUCAAACUAGAGAAUAAUCAGUUUGUUGCUGCAGACAUCCUCCUUCUCUGUAGUAGUGAGCCCUAUGGACUGUGCUAUAUUGAGACUGCAGAGCUAGAUGGAGAGACAAAUCUGAAAGUUCGUCAGGCCUUGUCUGUCACCUCAGAUUUGGGAGAUAUCUCAAAACUGAUGGACUUUGAUGGAGAAGUCAUCUGUGAGCCACCAAACAACAAGCUGGAUAAAUUUACUGGAACGUUAUACUGGAGAGACAAUAAAUAUCCUCUGGAUAAUGAAAAAAUGCUACUGCGAGGUUGUGUACUCAGAAACACUGAGUGGUGUUUUGGAAUGGUUAUAUUUGCUGGACUGCAAACCAAACUGAUGCAGAACUGUGGAAGAACAAAAUUUAAAAGGACAAGCAUUGACAAACUGAUGAACACACUGGUUUUGUGGAUCUUUGCCCUGCUCAUUUGUAUGGGAGUUAUUCUGGCUAUUGGAAACACUAUUUGGGAGAGUCGGGUUGGCAGAAACUUCCAGGUGUUUCUGCCGUGGAGCGAGUAUCAGACCAGUGCUGUUUUCUCUGGCUUCCUCACCUUCUGGUCCUACAUCAUCAUCCUCAACACUGUUGUGCCCAUCUCACUGUAUGUCAGUGUGGAGGUCCUGCGGCUCGGUCACAGUUACUUCAUUAACUGGGACCGGAAGAUGUACUACAGUCAGAGGGACACUGCAGCUGAAGCUCGCACCACCACCCUUAACGAGGAGCUGGGCCAGGUGGAGUUCAUCUUCUCUGACAAGACCGGCACCCUCACCCAGAACAUCAUGGUGUUCAGCAAGUGCUCCAUUAAUGGACAAACGUAUGGUGAUGUCUAUGAUGAAUUUGACCAGAAGGUGGAAAUUACAGAAAAAACAGCCUGUGUGGACUUUUCAUUCAACCCUCUAUGUGACAGAAAGUUUAAGUUUUACGAUGGCAGCCUGAUUGAAGCCAUUAAACUGGAAGAUCCUGCAGUGCAGGAGUUCUUCAGACUGCUAGCUUUGUGCCACACUGUGAUGCCAGAGGAGAAGAGCGAAGGACAUUUGGUGUACCAGGCCCAGUCACCUGACGAGGGAGCACUGGUCACCGCGGCUCGAAACUUUGGGUUUGUCUUCCGGGCUCGAACCCCCGAGACCAUCACACUGUGUGAGAUGGGACAAGCUGUCACCUAUCAGCUGCUGGCCAUACUGGACUUCAACAACGUGCGCAAGAGAAUGAGUGUCAUUGUAAGAAAUCCACAAGGCCUGAUUAAACUUUACUCCAAAGGAGCCGACACCAUUAUCUUUGACCGCCUGGAUCCGUGCAGUGGAGACCUCAUGUACACUACCUCAGAGCAUCUCAAUGAAUUUGCUGGAGAAGGGCUUCGAACAUUAGCUCUGGCCUACAAAGACCUUGAUGAACAUUAUUUUGAAGUUUGGAUGAAGAAGCUUCUGUUUGCCAGCACUGUAAUUGAGAACCGUGAGGACCAUCUGGCUGUUCUCUAUGAGGAGAUCGAGCAGGGCUUGAAGCUUCUAGGAGCCACAGCAAUAGAGGAUAAACUACAGGAAGGAGUCCCGGAGACAAUCGCCUGUCUGGGCCUAGCCGACAUCAAAAUCUGGGUCCUCACAGGAGACAAACUAGAGACGGCGAUGAACAUCGGCUACUCCUGCAACAUGUUGCGAGACGACAUGAAUGAGGUGUUUGUUAUCUCUGGCCACACAUUACUGGAGGUGCAGCAGCAGCUCAGGAGCGCUAAGGAGCACAUCCUCGGCCUGAGUCGAGUUAGCAGUGCAGGAGAUGUGGAGAAGACGGAUAUGUUUGCAGAAGACUCUGUGUUUGAAGAAACCAUUAUUGCAGAGUACGCCUUAGUUAUCAAUGGACACAGUUUGGCUCAUGCUCUGGAGCCACAGCUGGAGCACACCUUGCUGGACUUGGCCUGUUUGUGUAAAACUGUCAUCUGCUGCCGGGUCACUCCAAUGCAGAAGGCUCAGGUUGUGGAGCUGGUGAAGAGGCACAAGAGGGCCGUCACCCUGGCAAUAGGGGAUGGAGCCAAUGACGUCAGCAUGAUUAAGACUGCUCACAUCGGUGUUGGAAUCAGUGGUCAGGAGGGGAUGCAGGCUGCUCUGGCGUCAGAUUACUCCUUCGCUCAGUUUCGGUACCUGCAGCGGCUCCUGCUGGUGCACGGACGCUGGUCCUACUUCCGCAUGUGCAACUUCCUGUGUUACUUCUUCUACAAGAACUUUGCCUUCACGCUGGUCCACUUCUGGUAUGGUUUCUUCUGUGGUUUCUCAGCUCAGACUGUGUAUGACCAGUGGUUCAUUACCCUCUUCAAUAUAGUCUAUACAUCUUUGCCAGUACUGGCAAUGGGACUUUUUGAUCAGGAUGUUAAUGAUCAGAACAGUCUUCGUUACCCGAGCCUGUACAAACCCGGCCAACAAAACCUUCUCUUCAACAAGCGCCAGUUUUUCAUGUGCACACUGCAGGGGAUGGGCACAUCGUUCCUGCUCUUCUUUAUUCCCUACGGAGCCUUCUCUGUCACGGUGAAAGAAGACGGCUCCAACUUUUCUGACCAACAAGCAUUUGCUGUUACCAUAGCAACGUCCUUGGUAAUUGUCGCAAGUGUCCAGAUUGGACUUGAAACACACUACUGGACAGCUGUCAAUCACCUCUUCAUAUGGGGGAGUCUGACUGUGUACUUUGCCAUUUUAUUUGCAAUGCAAAGCAAUGGCAUGUUUGGUAUCUUUCCAAGUAAUUUCCCAUUCAUAGGCACGGCCCGUAACUGUCUAUCAGAGAAGAGUGUGUGGUUAGUCAUUCUGCUCACCACUGUGGUGUGUGUUGUGCCUGGCUUAGCCGUCAGCUUCCUGAGAGUAGACCUCUUCCCAACUCUAACGGACAAAGUUCGUCACCUACAACAGACCACAAAGAGGCAAGGGCCUCAGGAGCAGAACCUGAGGCGAGUACGCAGGACGAGCUCCCGUCGCUCCGCCUAUGCCUUCUCCCACCAACAGGGCUAUGGAGAGCUGAUUACCUCAGGCAAGAACAUGAGGACAAGCACAGUGUCUUCUGCUCGCUCCCCUCAAAGGACUCCGCACAGCUCCAACUGGAUAGAGAAUAUGUUAAAGAGAAAAAACGAAGUCUCUUGCAUCUCGGUAUGAAAGCACAGGAGCAGCAGAGAGCAGCAGCAGGGCUAUACAGACUCCAAGGACACAGCACACAGACUGAGCUCGACCUCUGACAGACACUAUAUACACUAUAGGAUACCAUAUGCAUGGAUCCCAGAGACCAAGCACAAGUUAUCAGUGUCCUUCAUUUGGGUGAAUUUAUACUCAAAUCCAAAAACACAGAUGUACCUCAUUUUCUUAGUAGUGUGAUUCAUGUGGACUCUGUUGAAUGUUAAAGGCCAAUUAAAACAUGAUUAUCAAGAGGAACCAUUUACAAAAAAGCCAGCCGAUUGAAAACAGAUAACUUUUUAACCUGCUUGACAACAGCAGCUAUAUUUUAGGACAAUGUUAUGCAUGUGUUGCCAAAAGAAAUAUUUGUUGUCCUAAUCUAAUUUGAUCUGUAAGCAGUUGGUGCAUUUAUUCCAUAUUAAUUUGGUCGCACGUCCUUUUCUGAUUAAUAAAAAUGGUUGGCACAUUUCAGCACCUUGAGAGAAAUCUCUAGCUGUCACAAACUAAAAUGUAAUGCAGAAAUGGCAAAAGCGAAGAUGAAAGUAGCCCCAAGCACCAGUAACAAAGUUUAUUUAUUAAUAUACCUAAGUCUGUAGGGCCUAUGCAUUGAAGCUUCCAUAUCAAUAUACAUCCAAAGUGCUAAAAUACAAGUGUCUGUAAAUACUUAAGUAAAGCUGCUCAAUAUGAUGGUAAGCACAACUUAACUGAUCUUAAUCUCUGAUUACAUUUCACCGACUCCAUAUUGUGCCAGUAUAUAUACCAUUAAACAAAGUGGAACCUCAAAUAUGGGAUUUGUAAUGCCUAGUGCAUUUGUGGACAAAGAUGUGAUGAGAAUAAUUCUAAGAUUGUUUUUCCCAGUGCUGUGCCUUGUAUGGUUCCUGUUAAAGAUAAUCCAUCUUUUUUGUUUGAUGGUUCUUUGGCCUGACUUUAUUUAAAAGAUAUGUGAAACUGGAAUGCAUGGGUUAAAUCUGACAUCUGCACAAAAAUCCUCUUUAAAACAAUAGCUGUAUUGUAACAUUUGAAUGAUCGUUAUCAAACUCAAAACACGAUUUUCAUUUCAAUUGGAUUCCCAGGCGACUUCCCAAAAUAAAAUCAUCGCUUUUAUCAAUCAAGUUAUGAGCAGAUAUUUGACCUGAAAGAGUGAAAGAGAGGGGCUGGGUGAGAUGUGAUGUGAUAAGGGUCCCUGAACAGAUUUAAAUGCAGAAUGCUACAGUUACAUUUAAUACAGUACAGUAGCAUGUGCCUUAAACCACCAAGCCUCAACCACCACUGAAGUGAAAACUGAUUCUGUGCAGAAGCUCAAGGCCAGUGUGUGAUCCUAUAAUCAGGACUUUCCAUUCUGAUUACCCAUUGGGUCACACAUCUUUAACAGCACAAACCCAACACACUCUAACAGCCAGAAGAAACAUGUCUAAGUGAUGCUGUUCCAAUGAUGCUAACUGAUACACAUGUAAAGCCUGGAUAUAUUCAUCAUGUUUAAUUCUCCAUGAUUUUUGCCCUUGAUAAUUACAUAAUGUUGAUCUCUAAAAUGUUAAUAAAAGAUGGAUGAAUGGAUUUUGUAAAGCACAAAUUAAACAUGUGAUUGUUAUUUUA
This is a messenger RNA of Lates calcarifer (barramundi perch), 5884 nucleotides long. It is a transcript of the gene atp8b4, whose product is annotated as ATPase phospholipid transporting 8B4. Gene Ontology annotation, molecular function: ATP binding; ATPase-coupled intramembrane lipid carrier activity; magnesium ion binding. The coding region runs from base 728 to 4276 and encodes 1182 amino acids. The transcript has 28 exons. The record is from RefSeq and is a predicted model, not a curated record. NCBI's taxonomy places the organism in Eukaryota, Metazoa, Chordata, Actinopteri, Centropomidae. Gene Ontology annotation, cellular component: plasma membrane. Gene Ontology annotation, biological process: phospholipid translocation; Golgi organization.